GAUGUUUCUAUAAUGUAUUUAAAUUGAAAGUGUUUUGCUGGUCACCACUAGCUCAACAGAGAAAGUGGGAGUUUGGAGGCGGAGCUGGUACCAUAGACUCUUCCUGGAAGGGGCUGUACCCCUUUUUGUGAUAUCACAACGUGAAGACCCGCUUAUUUCGUGGAUUGAAAGGGGCUGGUGCUCAGAGAGUAGGGUUUUAGAGGAAUGCAAUGUAUUAAAAUACUGCUUUGGAUUUUUUUUUGUUAGGAAUUAACAUUGUAAUACACGUAAUAGCUCAAAAAAGUUGAUUUUGCAUCGACCCUUUAAGGGGUGACUACUUUGGAAGCAACUCAGAAAUUAAGUUAUGUGGCUCAAGUGGAGCUUCAAGCAGAAACCAUGGAAAAAAUACAUCAUCUAUUAAAAAAACAAAAUUAACUACACCACGGCUCUAAAAUACCCCCAUAACAGGUAUGAAGAUACAAGAAUCUGGCAAUAGAUGAUUAAACCAGAGCAGCCAUGCAUAUCUAUACAAAGGAGCUAAUCGAGCACGAAGAAGCUGCAGUGAUUGCUAGAAGACGUGGAAAACAUCAGUUUCGGCAGACUAACAAGAAAAAAAUCACGAGGACUGAAAACGUAACAAUGUAAUGUUUCCCAGUCAUUAAAGCAACAAGGAAGCACAGGACUAAUGACAGGUCUGGUGAAAAACCAGAUUAAGUUUUCAUUCACUUGAUACUUUCUGUUUUGGCCUUGGAAAAAACACAGACUCAAAACAUUCUCAAGCGUUCUCUAAAUCUGCCAAAACAUCUGAAAAAUGUAACCAUCAGACAGGGAAAACACCAGUCGGAUUUCCUUAACCCUUCAACCACCUGCUCAAGAGAGCAGCAUAUUUGUGUUUGUUGUUCCCCUUAUGAAUUAAGCUGCAGAUUAAAAAAAAAAAAAAGAUUUAGUCUUGAUUUGGUGGUUAAAGGGUUAAAAACUUCUACCGGCCAACCUGGAAGUGUGACUUCCUCUCAGACUAAACAAUUGUGCAAAUUCAAAAAGAAGCUCAAGUUCAGAGGAGACAAACAAAAAAACCAGCAGGACUAAACAAACCUCAGGUUUCUUUUUGUUGAAGCAUUUUCUUCUCAUCGUUUCCUCCUUCUUCUGGUUCAUUCCUGUAAUACACAGAAUUGUUGGAUCUUUGAGACCAUUUUCUUUAAUGGCGUCACCUCACCUGUGCUGUUCACGUGACAAUAGAGGAUUACAACAAUGAACUUUAUGGAGGGAACAUAAAUAAAUAAAACAGAGAAGUGCCUCUGAUCAUGAUAAGUUCACACUCAAGUAUGUAGGAGGGAAUUUUUCCCCUUGUGGUAAAGUACAGAUUGUGUCAUGCAUCCCACCUGACCUAAUUUAUAUGGCUUUGGGAUUUCCAAUCCACAAACUAUAUAAGAAAGGCAUAUAUCUAUUCAUUUCAUUUGAGAAAAGUCUCAGUUUUGAAGAGGAAGAUGGCAAAGCUGUCCGCCUGUGUUUUCAUCAUGCUGGUGCUUCUGACUACGCUAAACGAAAAGGCUCUUGCCAGGUUUUGCUGCACGAGGUACCAAAAAAUCCCUGUUCCAGUUGAUCGUCUGAAAAAAUAUACAGAGCUAAAAAACACUGGGAACUGUCACUUGAGGGCCAUAAUUUUCUUGACGGUAAAAGGAAAACUUGUCUGUGCAAACCCGAACGAGGAGUGGGUCAUUGAAGCCAUGAAAACCUUAAAAAAGAAACCGUGAUCGGUGUUUACAUCCCCGGAAGAAGAAAUGCUUGUUGAGACAACGUGGAGCAUGACUUUAUUUGAUCUCUUUGAGAUUUAUAUUAUUUCUUUCUAUGUCUGUAUUGACUUAAAGUUAAUAAAUACUGAGUAUUUUCUAAACUUUUUGGUGUGAAAAUUACAAUUUUUUUCACUAAAAACAUCUGAAUUACAUGAAACAAUGGGUCAAGGUUAAAAUAAUAAAUAAGAAUGAGAAUAAGCACACAAAGCAUUAACAGGAUAAACACAAAGUACCUUGAAAACACAAAUACGAUUAAGGAAAACUAAUGCAGCAGCUAAAAAAACUUUAAAAGAGGGUUGACAGAAUUCUGGACAAGACUUCAAAACAAAUCUGUGCAACAUACUUUAGUAUUUUUCUGCUUAAAAAGCACAAAAAAGUAAAUUGUCCUUUUUCACCAAGACACCAAUAAAAAAAUCAAACACUUUUAAGAAAUGUUCUUAUCCAACUCAAAAAAAAAAAAUAGAAUUAUGUGGAAAAUAUCCAGACCCAAAACAUUUCAGAUAUUUUUCUGUUACACUGAUGUUACUAUGGGCUCUUAUAGGUUUAAAAAAAACUGCUUGUCAAUGCAAAUUCCAUCAGUGUCACUCAGCGUAAACCACCACCAGCUAGAACACAAAGCAGCAGCUUGACUGUUAACCGGAACAUCCAGACGAGCAUACAUUAUUCUUGUCCUCAAAGCUCUUCACUGGCUCCCUGCCAACUUUUAGAAUCAACUGUUUAUUUUUAUAGCUCUUCUUGGUCCUUGUACUGUUUAUUUAACUGAGAUUGUAACUGUUUACAGUAGAGUUUUAAGGUAUGGCAACCAGGAAUUGCUUCACUUGUGCAUUUUCCAUUCCCUCCC
Molecule: messenger RNA, 2610 nt
Organism: Oryzias melastigma (Indian medaka)
Lineage: Eukaryota; Metazoa; Chordata; Actinopteri; Beloniformes; Adrianichthyidae
Product: C-C motif chemokine 8-like
Exons: 4
Coding region: 1464-1730 (88 amino acids)
Biological process (GO): monocyte chemotaxis; cellular response to type II interferon; lymphocyte chemotaxis
Cellular component (GO): extracellular region
Molecular function (GO): chemokine activity; CCR chemokine receptor binding
Source: RefSeq, a predicted model, not a curated record